Molecule: messenger RNA, 2418 nt
Organism: Aspergillus novofumigatus IBT 16806
Lineage: Eukaryota; Fungi; Ascomycota; Eurotiomycetes; Eurotiales; Aspergillaceae
Exons: 1
Coding region: 386-2296 (636 amino acids)
Source: RefSeq, a predicted model, not a curated record
CUCUAGAUAUGUGCUUUUUUUAUCAGACAUUUCUAAUUAUAUAUGUCAGCCCACUGGGACCUUGCGGAUAUCAAACUUCGAGACGCAUCCUGUAUAGACAAUACAAUCACCUCGGUGAAGGCUACAUGAGCAGUCAUACUAUGGCAGCCUUCAGUCAAAUAUAGUCCGAUACUACUAAAAAAAUGGAGAGUUGUCCCGGAUGAGACACACAGGGUGACAUCUACUAUAUUUUGCAACUAUGCCUGCCUGAGGGCUAGUCUGCACUUGUCUUGGAUUUGUCCGCAAAGUUAUCUUAUUUGGAUAUGGCAGCAUUCGGCAGUUGCAAAUCACUCUAGCUCCACGUGAAGUGUCUACACACUGUUGUAUCAUCAAAAUACCCAAGACAAUGUCGGAGCAGACGAAGAAAACGCCCCAAAGGGUCAGAAAAUUUCUACCUAAUGUGAUUGAAUCAUCAUCUCGCAGUUCCCGGAACCGCCAGUCAGGUCCCUCAGCGCAGGCCUCUUCCGUGGAACAGGAGGUUGAAACAGGCAAGCCAGCAGGAACACUCAUUGCAGAUACGCGGCCAGUCUCAUCCCACGAUCUCACGGGUUCGCAACGACAGCAAGAGGACUCCUUGAUACCGAGUGACAUUGAAGAUAGUGACAACCGGAUCUAUGGCCGUUCCCAGCAGCAACUGAUAAGGGAAGAAGUACUUCAUAAUUCAGUUGACACCAAAACGAACAGAGACCGACUGCCCUACCCUGUUUCGAGUUCGGCUGCCAAAAAGGUCGUACUUCAGAUGCAAUCAUGCCCUAGAAAGUUUGCGCCUCAGCUUGUUGAGACCAAUAAACGUUCAUUUCGCCUCAAGGAAACGUCGCAUACUUUGUCUGAAGCUCCUGUACAGGGGUAUGACAACGGGUCUCGAACACAAAGCGGCACCUCCACCUGCGCGAACUCAGAUACUUCCUCUGCCAUUAUCGAAUCUAAAUUUUCAUACUCUAGUCUUCAACAGCGCCAAGAGUCAAGAAGCCACUCUUUUCGAGUGCCAGACCUCCCUGCAAUCCCUUCCAGCUGCAGUGAUGCCUCGGAGGGGUCGGAUAUACCGUCGCUCUCGGCGUCUCCUUCCGUUUCAUCCAAUGUAUCUGCUCUACACUCAAAAGCCGAAAACAGCUGUCAAACUGGCCGUGAUGGUCAUAUGGCGGAGUACUUCCUUUCUCUCGCAGCUCAGUCGGUGGAAAAUCAACUGAAGGAGCAGGCACUUGCAGCGUUUCCUAAUGAACAAGUAUAUGAGCCUGUGGAUCACUUUGCGAUCGACAAGGAUGAAGACGAAUGUUCCGACGGGGACUCGAAAAACGGCCUUCUGCUUGUAUCGAGGCGGGAAUCGUCGGCCGAUCUUCCGUGGGAACUUGAACAUAUGCGCCGGCACAAGGAGGAUGCCGAAAUGAGGGAUCGUGCUAUGGCGGGUACGAAGGGGACACGCCUUUCGUCUGCAAUAUUCAACCCUCGACAGUUUUACAAUGGAAUCGAUAAUGACUGUUGGAGAGGAAAGUAUGAGCCAGAUCUCUCCAGGCAUCUCGCGCGUCCACCUAUGCUAGGCGAUGACCUUGUAUUCCCACAGAGUUUAUCUCCCGAAGCGACGAUGUGUGAGAGUGGCUCUGUGCUGGACUGUGCUACUGAUUCAAGGCAGCGAGUCUGCAAUGAAUCUGGUCUUUGGUGUACACAGCCUGAUCAUAUGCAGGAUGAUGCAACUACUGGUCUCUGGAAGGGAACAUGUUGCAGUCACAAGCAUGCUCAACAAUCCAAAGGAUCUUUACCCUGCGUGACAGACAAUUUUCGUCACUAUAACAAUGAGUGUCAAUCUAAAGUAUACAACGAUGAGCAGGACCAGGACCAAUCCACUUCUAGCUCCUCUUGUCAUCUGGCUUUAGAUGUAGGAGAAUUAUCGCGUGAUGACAUUGACAAUGAACAUCAUGAUUGCUGCUUUGGGGUUGACGAUAAUUUCGUGACCCAGAUCUAUAACUACUUAUCUCUAGGUUACCCGUGUGUUGCACGUUACUAUGACCAUGAGCUUAGCAGGGUGUCAGGCAUCCCUGUGAAGGAACUCAGACGGGGCGAUACAUCUGCUCUUGCUAGGGGCUACCUUCAAGUCAAUGAAGAUGGUUCAGCAAAUGGGCCGGUCGUUAGACAGGUCUGUGCCCGUUGGGUGGCCUUACGUUUGUAUAUUCAUGACUUGGCAAGGUCGCAACCCAACUUUGAUAAUGAUAAUGAUCAUGACGCAUGGGGUGUGCUUGAGAGGAGAGGGAGCUGGGCAAUUUAAUGAACUUCUGACCUGAAAAUACUAAUUAUUGCAAUAUUGUUUUUGGUCCAUGCACAUACUAGCCCAGAGUCAUGGCCUCUAGUUUUAGCUCAACACCAAGAAAUAUCAGUGAUAGAGUGCGG